Molecule: messenger RNA, 5630 nt
Organism: Amaranthus tricolor (Joseph's coat)
Lineage: Eukaryota; Viridiplantae; Streptophyta; Magnoliopsida; Caryophyllales; Amaranthaceae
Exons: 7
Coding region: 332-1750 (472 amino acids)
Molecular function (GO): phosphoprotein phosphatase activity
Source: RefSeq, a predicted model, not a curated record
CGCGGACCUAUAAUAACAAUACACGUGUCAAUAAUCUACCGGGUAAAUUUUGUUGCUGAAGGAUUUUCAUCCUAGCCGUCCUUUCUCUCUCUUAUGGAGACAAAGUCAGACUACUAUGCCAACUUCGGAAUUGAACCUCCUUCUCUCUCUCUCCUAAAGUCAUUUUCACUCCUGCUGUGACUAAGUCCUUCCAGAGAGAGAAAAUUUGAAGAGAGAGAAAGUUCCACGGCUGCUUCUGUCGAGUCUGUUGCCGAUUGAAUAUUAUACUGGGGUACAUCUUCCCCACUGAUGAUACCAAAGAAAGAUUGUCAAAAUAUCGAGUAUAGUGCAAAUGCCAUCACUAAGAAUGAAGAAGAAGUCAAGUGUGUGUUGUCUGAAAGAAAAAUAUUCUUUGCGUGUUUGUCAAAAAUCGAGUACAAUAUCCAAAAGUUCUCAUGUCAAAACUUCUCAGUUAACAGCUGAAUCUGGUACUUGCUGUCAGAGCUGUCAGGAAGUUUUUGCUAGCAGUGAAUCAAAUAUCCAGGAUGCUGGAGCUGUUAAAGCAACCAACUCAGAUGAGUGGGAAUGUGGUGAAGACAUCUUCAAGCAUCUUGCCACUUCUUUGAGUGAUUCUGAUUUGAUCGAGGGAAUGAAACUACCUCCUGUGUCAUGCUCCACAGACUUUGGGACAAUUUUCUCUCCUACUUUCUGUCAAAUUGAUGUCCGAGAUAUACCAAACUCUUAUGAUGCUGCAGGAGUCGGUAUUGAUGCUGAUCCAUUUAAUUUCAAUACGACUGAUGACAGUGAUGGUAAUAAUGGAAGUUCAUCUGACUCCCAAACUUGCAACAUAUCAGAUUUCUACAUUUCAGACAUGGUUCUUGCAGGUUCGACGUUUGACGGGAGUUUUGUGUGUGAUGAUAUUGCACUUGGUAAUACGGAAUCUAACAUCUUUGAUGCUACUCAACGACACAUAAUGUUGCCCUUUCUAAAUGAUCCCAUGGAAUUGAGCGAAAUACUCAAUCAGCGACCAUCUGAAGAAGCUAAGGUGGACUGUGAUGGUUCAAGUUUUUUGUUAGCUAUUCAUCAGAUUCGUCCUGGUGAACAAGAAGCAGAUCGUAAUUGUGUUGACUCAGAUGAGGAGCAAUACUUAGAUCCACACUGUUUUGAUAGAAACUUGCCUGACUUGUCGGAGAUCGUACCUAGUACUCGACCGACUAUUUUGCCCAAGGAAUCCCGGGAAAAGAAGCCCAUAACUUUAGUACUUGAUUUAGAUGAAACCCUCGUCCACAGUACUUUGGAACAUUGUGAGAAUGCGGAUUUUACUUUUAAAGUUUUCUGCAACAUGAAAGAGCAUACUGUAUAUGUUAAAGAAAGGCCUCAUCUUCGAGCUUUCUUGAAGACAGUUGCAGAAAUGUUUGAAAUUGUUAUUUUCACUGCCAGCCAAAGUAUUUAUGCAGAGCAACUUUUGGACAUACUGGAUCCUGAUGGAAAGCUUAUCUCUGGCCGAGCUUAUCGUGAAUCCUGCAUUUUCUCUAAUGGAAGCUAUAUUAAAGACUUGACAGUGUUGGGUCAUGAUCUUGCUAAAGUUCUGAUAGUAGAUAACUCUCCUCAGGUUUUCAGGUUACAAAUCAAUAAUGGAAUUCCAAUCAAGAGCUGGUUUGAUGACCCGUCAGACAAUGAGCUAAUGUCUUUGGUUUCAUUUCUGGAGACCUUGACUGAUGUUGAUGAUGUGCGCCCUCUUAUUGCUAAGAGAUUCGGUAACAAGGAAUAGAAUCCCCCUGUUCUCUUAUUUUUUCUAGAGUUAUACCAUUGAUUAACUCUUGCGUCGUCCCAUUUUUGCAAAAGCAAGCAACUCGUCUGAUGCCCUUUCUCAUUUAUCCUUCCUAUAAUUUUUCGUGAAAUAAUUAGCUUUUCUGCUUGAGGUAGGUUUUUUGUUUGUCUUUUUUGUUAUCUUCUACUGGCUAAUGUCCUAAGUGUUAUAUGAUUGAUGCGAAAGGUAGUUUCAGGAUCAUGUUUAAAUGUUAUUUUUGUACAGUUAAAAGAUAUUAUUAUCCGAAAAUUUGUAUAUGAUUCAGCAGUUUCUUACUCCAGUUUUUUCUGAGCCUUUAGAAAUCAAUGAUAGACAUGUUUGCAAUUUAGGUAUAGGUUGAAUUGGGCAACAAAUACGCAUAAUUGCAAUUCCACAGAAUAGUGAUACAGUUAUCAUUUAUGAGUCAGAUGUAAAAAAUUUUGGAAGUAAAAAAAAAAGUUGAUCAAGUGUGGUGACUACACUCCAAAAAAAUAGAGAAAAAAAGAAAAAUGGAAAGGAAAAAAAAUGAAAAAGAGGAGAACAUGGAGAAAGCAAAAGAAAUGAAUGGAAGUUGAUCAAGUGGUGAAUGGUGAGACAUUGGGUGCAUGGUAAGCAAGAAAGUUUUUAUCAUGUUGGCUGCUCUCCUACCCAAGAAAAACAAAGAAAAAAGAGACAAAAUGGAAGAAAGAACAAGAGAAGAGAAGAAAAAAAGAUGGAGAAAUAACAUUUGCUCAGUUUUGUGGCUAUUGGGUCUGCAUGUCCACCAGCCGCGUAUGAGCAAAUGCUGCUUUCAUUGGCUUUUUUAUCAUGUACUUGUGAAUGAAAUAUUUCUACAUAAAAUUGCUAUAUGCAUGUGAUUGACGUGCUAAAGAUAAGGCUCAAUCAGUGUAAAUUAGAGUAUUUUGACAUAAGAUUGGAUAAGUGCAUCAUUAUGAAAAUUAUUUAAACUGAACUUUUGUUUGAAUGGAACUAGAAGUAUUGAAAAUCGUGGAUUGAGGGGUUAAAUCCUUUAUGAAAUUUUAAUAUGAAAAAACUUAAUAUAACAGUGCCCUAAAAAACUUUUAUCUCAGACUUGCUUCUGGUACGAAUGAGUGUUAUGUAGCAGGACGAGCCCAUUACAUUAUCCUAAGUACAUGCCUUUGAUGGCUUUGUGGUGAUUAAUAAAAUUAAAAGGGGUUUUUCUGGACUCUUUCUGUCAAAGUACCUCUCACCAUCUUGAUGCAAGGACCCUUUCCAAGCUAUAAACUAUCAAGAGAUUUAGAUAUGUUCUCAAGCUUACUUAAGGUGGGUCAUCCGUUUAUACACUAUGUUUCCUAUAGAUAGUCAAGAUAAGACUCUUGUCUAUAUAGUACAUCUUCCUACUUGGAGACUAUAUCUAUUCCUCUGUGAUUUUUUCAUUUUAUACAUGUCUAAUACCAUGAAAACACUGUUGGAUUUCAAGAAUUUCUGACCCUGUCCUCCAUUAGGCCUUGAAAAUGUUGUGUUGAUAUGUGAAGGCUUAAUGAUUGUUAGAAAUGUUGGUUUCCUUUUCUGGAAAAAAUUUGGGGGUAUCACAGCAUUUUGAGGCACUUGAACCAAUAUAAUAAAGUCUGUGUCCUUCAAACUUCUUCUCAGUAUUGCUUUUCCAGGUUGUAAGAAAUUUGUCUGACGUAAGGCCGCCGAAUGGCUCUGGGUUGAAGAGAAAAACAAGAAGUACCUGUUCUUGACGCUCUUUACACUUUCACAUAAUGUAAGCCAUCUUUUUUUUUUUUUAAAAUCAACAUGAUUUUUAGUCUCUCUUCUUUUGUUACAGUGAUGAACCAAUGACAAGCUUACUUGCCUGCAUGAUUAUCUUGUGUAAAUUGUGUUCGGGUUUGAUUGGCCCAUUAAUUGAUUGAAAUACUAAAAUUUUGAUAGUUUUACAAGUUUUGGGGGCAUUUGGUAGUUGGCUUUUAGAUUAGCUUUUUGGUUGGCUUUUGGCGGCUUCAGUUGGCUUUUAAGCCAAAAUUAAAAUGCUACUCUAGUUAGCUUUUUUGUUGGCUUUUGGCUUGUGGACCUACUUUUUCUCUAAUAAACAGUCAACGGCCAAUGCCUAAAUUUACUAAACAUCUCCGUAAACAGCUGGCUUUUCAGCUAGUUUAAAAGCCAACAAAAGCAACCAACAUUUCAGCUGGUUAAACAAGCCAACUAAAAGCCAACAACCAACAGCCAAUUGCCUAACACCCCUGUCUUAGGCCAACAAAUUAGCGCAGAGACCAAAUUGGAUCAAUUAGGAUUAUUCAAUCCUAUAUUAAUCUAUUCAGUUGGACCUUGUGAUUAUUAUACUUCUUCCUUUUGCUUGCUUGCUUGCAUGGCUUAGAAAAUCUUGAUCUUUAGUCUCCUUUAUCCUGCUAUUUAAUCCUGGAACUUAAAUCUCAAGUGUUUGAUUGUUUGAAUUUUCCGCCUGCUGCUGAAUUUAUUUAUGUUUCUCGAGAAGUUAUACUGAAAUGUUGUGGCUCUGGUUGUUGUGAUCUGUGUGUUAAUCUUGGCCUGGUUAAAGCUUGAUAGAGUUGUAGUCUCUGUCUAUGUAUAUAGAUCUGAAGAUGUAUGGCUUGGGGCUUUGUUACAAGAGAGGAAAAGUUUGCAUAUAGAUUGCUACUUGCUUGCUGUAAUUGCAUGUUUUGAUUUCUCUAUCAUGCCUUACAUCAUCAAAGAAUAAACCAAUGGUUAUCAAGCUCUCCAUUUUUAAUCUGCUGUCAAUUAUCAUCCUAUAAUUAUGCUUCAGUUCACCUAUAAAUAUUCUACACUUUACAGUUUACAGUAUGGUACUUACCUGAGUUAUAUUGUUAAUAGGAAUAUUCUCUUUAUAACAGCUUUAGUAUACUGACGAAAGGGUAAGUGUUUAUGUCUAAAUAAACGUGUAAUGAGCUUUUUGUCUGCAAAUCACUGAUUUAUUUUUUUCAGUCACUGAUUUAUAUUUUUGACUAAGGCUGUACGGAUCUUGCUAGUACCUACUUCAUAGGCUUGUCCUUUAAUUUGUUUAUCUCAGAGAGCAUAUAGUACUGAUUUUAGCAGGCAUCCCUGAAAACCAUAAUCCCGAUAGUGCAGCACUGCAGCUUCAAGAAAGAGACAAAUUGGGGAUGUUUCGUCAAUAAUCAUCUAAAGUAUGGUGAAGCAAUUGUUUGUUCACUAUUGGAUGUUUGUAUUAUUAUUUUUGUUUGCGUCGACGAGUAUACAAUAAGAAUGAGGUAGGGUUGUGAUGUCUUCUGCCAGUCUGAAGUCUCUAGUUUGUCGUAAAUCUCUAUCAAAUCGGGUUUGUAAGUCAGGUUUGGGAGAUUGCGUGUUGCCACUUUUGUUCAUCAAAGUGCACAGGCCUAUAGGAAGCAAUGCUUGAGCGCCAAAUAACAAUGUGCUCUCGAGGAAGUGAUGUCAAGGUUCAGGAAGUGCUCUCGAGGAAGUGCACUGGCCUAUAGGAAUCUGCAGCAUGUUUGAUGAUUUUUAUAACCUAACUGAUGGUAAUUUGUUGUUUCCUUGAUUAAAGACCUGGUGUUGGGAAGGCUAUGGUGCUCUUUGACCUUUGCUUGCAAAAAAAAAAAAAAUGAAUCUUCAUGGAUUGAUGUGGCCUCUUUCCUGCGGAAGAAGAGUUUAAAUUUCCAGGGAGCUAUUCUACUGAGAUCGGUUAGAGUCAUACUGUUCUGACCUUUAAUUAAAAUUGUAUUUAGAAUGUGCUUUUUUGUAACCGUAAGUGUAUAUCCAUUAGAUUGUGCUUCCGUAGAUACAUUAUCAGUUUUAUUUUAUUGUAGUGUAAUCUCGUUCUUUCUAGACAGCAAGUCAAAUGGCUUCAGAUUGACGAUAGAGGAACUGAGAUGCUAUUUCCUUUGCUUGGGCUUCCCUCUUUCUUGAA